AUGUGUACAUUCGUCGUGACUGAAAGAACUCACUGUCACUGCGGUUAGGUGAAAGCAAAAACUUAAAGAAAUUAUUUAUAAUUUUGCUAUAUUUUUUGGCAAAGACAAUUAUUAUUUAAAAUCUUGUUAUUAACAAAGACUCUGGCGGCGGCGUUUGAUUGUUUUGUUGUCUCCUAACAAAAACAACGUUACAUCAUGAAGUGCUAUUACGAGGAACUGGGUGUUGCACGCGACGCCAGCGAUGGGGACAUCAAGACAGCAUACAGAAAAUUAGCACUGCGCUGGCAUCCGGAUAAGAAUUUGAAUAAUUCGGAGGAGGCCAAAGAAAGAUUCCAAACACUCCAACAGGCGUACGAGGUUCUAUCGGAUCAGCACGAACGGGCGUGGUAUGACAAUCAUAGGGAACAGAUUCUCCGGGGAAAGAACUCGGAGUAUGAGGAGAAUUGCCUGGAUUUGUUUCAGUAUUUCACGGUCUCGUGCUUCAAGGGGUAUGGGGAUGAUAACAAGGGAUUCUACAAGACGUAUGCUGAGGUUUUUGAGAAAAUCGCAGCCGAAGAUGCGGAGUUUAUGGAUGACGAAGAGGAAAUCGAGAAUAUACCCAAGUUUGGGGAUUCUACGAGCAGCUAUGAGGAUGUAGUUGGGCCAUUCUACGCCUACUGGCAGAGCUACUGCACCAAGAAAACGUACACGUGGUUGUGCCCACAUGACAUCACCGGAAUCAAGGACCGUCGGGUGCUGAGAUACAUCGAGAAGGACAUGAAGAAAAUCGUCCAACAAGCAAAGAGGGAGAGAAAUGAUGAGGUGAGGAAUCUAGUUUCGUUCAUUCGAAAGAGGGACAAACGUGUCCAAGCAAACAAGAAGCUCCUGGAGGAGAAAGCGGCCCUGAAUCGACAGAAGCAGGAACAAAACCGCCUCGAGCAGAUCAGGAAGCGCAACCGGGAGCUGGAAGAGAUGCGUAAAGCUAACCCAAAUGUUUUCAACGAAGGUUUCGAGGAACAACUGAAGCAACUCGAGCAGGAAUACGACAAAGAUCUUGAUUCCGAAGAAGAUGAGUCCGAUGGCAGUUUAGACUCUGAUGAGGACAAAGAGGAAGUCGACCUUAUCGAUGAUCUGUAUUGUGUGGCCUGCAACAAGGCCUUCACAAAUGAAAAUGCUUUCAUGAAUCACGAAACUAGUAAAAAACACAAAGAGAACAUCGAAAGGCUCGUACGAGAAAUGAAGGACGAGGAGAAGUCAUUCGAAGAGGAGGAGGAUACAAAACAACAAAAAAAGGUUCAUAUAGUUGAGUUGGACGACUUGGAUGAGCUGGAUAGUGACUUUGAUGGCAUGUCUGAUGAUAUGGACCUCCCCAGUGACUUGGAGGACAUAGACGCAGAACUACUAGAUUCGGAACUUGAAGAUGAGCUCUAUAAUCUGUACCUCGACGAAAAGGAAGAGUAUGAGGAGGAGGAGAAGCAGGGAAAGCUGGAGGAGGAGAAGGAAGAAAUAAAAGAACCCACAAUAGUCUCAACGAAGAAGCCCAAAAAGAAUAAAAAAGCUAAAAAGGCUCCUAAAGUCGAUAAUGAAGCUUUUGAAGAGAAAGAAUCGGAAGAAGAAGUUGUUACAAAAAUAGAAGACAAAGAAGAAAAAGUUGACGAUAGUGAUGAUGACUGGGGAAAGGGUAAGAAAACGGCCAAAAAAUCAAAGAACAAAAAGGCACAAAAGAAAUCUACAGCCACAGAAGUUCAAGCAGAACACCAGCCAACUGCAAAAGAACAAGUAAAGGAGCCUAAAAUUAGUUUGAAUGGCAGUGUCAAUGGCAACGACAACGCCAACGAUCCAUCUUGUGAUACCAACCACAAUUGUGUCACUUGUAAGGCAACAUUUCCAUCGAAGAAUAAACUAUUUGCCCAUUUGAAGAAGACCAAUCACGGAGUGUAUAUUCCCAAAGCCAAACCCCAGGCAACUGCCCAAACACAAACAACAAAAAAAUCAAAAGGAAAAAAGAAGUAAAUUGUUGGUCUUAAUGUGUAAAUAAUUUAAGUAACCUUUAUUUGUGAUGCUCCUCUUCGAUUUUAAUACAAAAAUAAACACGUAAUUUUAUUGACUUAAAUUACGGUCCUAUAAGAUUAUUGUAUUCUUCCUAACUAACUAAGUUACAAUUAGUUAUUUGUUGUAAAUUAUUGUAAAAAAAAAAACAGAAAUAUAAUCAACAAGACAAAAUAAAAAAAUAAACAAAAUGCA
Eupeodes corollae is the source of this 2223-nucleotide messenger RNA. Its product is annotated as dnaJ homolog subfamily C member 21. Lineage: Eukaryota; Metazoa; Arthropoda; Insecta; Diptera; Syrphidae. Gene Ontology annotation, cellular component: nucleus; cytoplasm. Gene Ontology annotation, molecular function: zinc ion binding; nucleic acid binding. The record is from RefSeq and is a predicted model, not a curated record. The coding region runs from base 196 to 1992 and encodes 598 amino acids. The transcript is spliced from 2 exons.